UGACGCUCUACGUUAAUGUGCGUUCAAUCUGAAAACAGUUCCUGUUUACGUUUGCUGUCAAAAGUGAUUUAUCAUACCGCGUUCAUUGGAAGGAACGAAUGUUUUUAUAGUAUUUAGGUUAUUAUAAUCGACGUGAGAAGAUUACUUUAAAUCGCCAGCAGUCAUAAACAGUGGACAGACAUGUCUCACCGGCCCUCUGGCCAACAUUAAUGUGUGCCAUCGUCGGAUUUCUGCACGUGAAGCCGCCAAUGUCAGCGUCCGCCCUGCGAAUGAUCCGCGUGCGGAGGCUGAGCACCACCGGACCUGCUGUGAAGAGAGCACUGCCAUGGAGAGACCUUAGAAAAGUAGCAAAAGUGACAGGAGCAAUAGUAUUGGGAGGCUGUGUUUUCAUCACAUACGAGGUGGUUACUCUGAACCAGGCCGUCACUAUCGACACCAGUGCCAUACUACAGGAGAAGCACAAGUCCUACAUCUACCUGACUCACACCACUAAUAGAGAACAGGAGAGCCUUGCUUCUGGCUUUACUAUCAAGACCAGGAUGGAACUUCAUAAAGCAGCUAGAAAGUUUCUUGAAAUUUCAUCAAGAGUUCUUCUUCUCCCAUUGGAUGCAUACAUGGCACCAGAGCAUCUCAGUCAUCUAGACGCAGACCCUCAUGAAUGUGCGCUAUGGGUGCUGCUGAAGAAAACCUGCUCUGCCGACCGGGCCGUUAGACAGCAGGCGGUGCAGGAACUGGCCCAGAAUCACCACUGGCAGGAUUAUCAGUACCAGACUGCAGCACAGGUGGUAGAUCAUCGCACAGCUGUGGCUCUCGCCCGCAUGCCUAACGUGGACCUGCGCUUCUUUCUCCCUCCACCUCCACUGCCGCAUACUGACGAUGAUAUAUCGAUUGAAGAUGGGCUUAGGCAGUUACUGGCAUCUCUGCCCCAGUCGGAGGUGGAUCAGUGUGUGCAGUACUUCACCUCUCUGGCAUUAAGAGAGAGCAGCCAAUCACUAGCCUCUCAACGGGGAGGGCUGUGGUGUUUUGGAGGAAAUGGGUUGCCUUAUGCCCAAAGCCUGACUUCCACCCCCUCUGAGAAGGUGGAGACGUUCUGCCUGCAGGCCCUGGUGCAGCACUCAAAGGUCCAAAGUCAUUGUGACCACGUUGUUGCUAAUGGAGGACUGCUGCUUUUGCAAAGAGUCUACCAGCUUCGCAGAGACUCUCCGAAAAUUCAGCGCAACAUUGUGCGAAUUAUUGGAAACCUCACCCUGAACGACAGCUUGCACACAGCCAUAGUACAGUCAGGUUGGGUGGCUGUCCUGGCUGAGAUGAUCCAGUCACCACACAUCAUGCAGGCAUCUCAUGCUGCCCGUGCUUUAGCCAAUUUGGACAGAGAUGCAGUAAGGCAGAAGUACCAGGAUGGUGUUUACAUAUUGCACCCACAAUGUCGCACUAAACAGUCGUGGUUGGCUGCAGACUGUCCAAACCUCAGAAUCCUGUCUGUUGAGUAUGACACCCAUUUAAGUGACUGGAAGGCUAAGUGUCCUGCUGAAAACCAAAGGAAGUCCUUGGCCUACAGAAGUCAGGAACUGCUGAGGAAAUUGAAGGAUGCAGGUGUAGGGGUCAGACCUGUGGUGUGGGUAGCCCACAGUAUGGGAGGUUUACUUGUGAAAAAGAUGCUCUUAGAUGCCUCUAAAGAUCCUGAUCUCAGUCCGCUGAUCAAGAACACAAAGGGAAUUCUGUUCUACAGCGUUCCUCAUCACGGCACGUUCAUGGCAGAGUAUUCUGUAAAUGUCCGAUACCUACUGUUUCCCUCCAUUGAAGUAAAAGAACUAUGUAGAGACUCUCCAGCGUUACGGGACUUGAAUGAAAAUUUCCUGAACAUUGCAAAGGAACAAGAGUUCAAGGUCCUUAGCUUUGCAGAAACUCUACCAACCUACAUUGGGCCAAUGCUCAAAAUAUUGGUAGUUCCAUCGCAGUCAGCAGAUCUGGGUAUUGGGGACCUCAUCCAGGUGGACGUUGAUCACCUCAACACCUGCAAGCCAGAAAAAAAAGACUCAUUUCUCUAUAAACGUACUUUACAGUUUAUUCGAGAUGCUCUUGGAGGACAGAGAAUUAAGUGAACUCUUAAGUCCACAGUCCAAAACCGGUCUCUUGCCAUUUCAUUGCCUCUUGAGGGUUCAACAAUUACAUUUUAAAAGAUAAUGUUAACUAUGAAUAAAUAGAAGUUCUAAAAUUGCAACUGGAUUUUUCUUUUCAUUUUUUUAAUUCAA
Sinocyclocheilus anshuiensis is the source of this 2252-nucleotide messenger RNA. RefSeq names its product protein SERAC1-like. The coding region runs from base 210 to 2102 and encodes 630 amino acids. The transcript has 17 exons. Lineage: Eukaryota; Metazoa; Chordata; Actinopteri; Cypriniformes; Cyprinidae. The record is from RefSeq and is a predicted model, not a curated record.